Messenger RNA from Penicillium argentinense, 1383 nucleotides. Its product is annotated as Spo7-like protein. The coding region runs from base 1 to 1383 and encodes 460 amino acids. Gene Ontology annotation, biological process: nuclear envelope organization. The transcript has a single exon. The record is from RefSeq and is a predicted model, not a curated record. Gene Ontology annotation, cellular component: Nem1-Spo7 phosphatase complex. Gene Ontology annotation, molecular function: phosphoprotein phosphatase activity; protein phosphatase regulator activity. Lineage: Eukaryota; Fungi; Ascomycota; Eurotiomycetes; Eurotiales; Aspergillaceae.
AUGGCCUCGCCCUUAGACCAGCUUGUCAAGGGCGCCCCGGUGCCUGAAGCCCGCGCUCCCACCCCGGAGCCAUUGGCACAAGCUUCGACGGACUCGUCGUCCCCGCCACAAGCUUCCACGCCAGAUCCGCUGGCCAUCGCCCCCGACUCGCCUCCCCAGAUCUACUUGAAUCUCCUGAUCAUGGAGGCCUCGCUACGGGCACAGUACCUGGCUCUUCGUGAACGCCGCCGCCAGAAUACGUUCUUCCUGCUGCUGUUAGCCACCUGGAUUGCUUACUUUGCCUACGCACUAUUCCUUCGCCCGCGAGAAGAUGGCCGCGGCGUCGGCGGCUCCGUAUAUUGGAUGGUAGAGAUGGGAGAGAAGGUUGCCCUGCUGGGAGGAGUUGUGACCGCGUUGCUGGUUUGGGGCACAGGGCAAUGGGAGCGUGGAAUCCGCUGGCCACGACGCUGGCUCGCCGUCUCCAACCGCGGCCUGCGCACCAUGAACACCAAGAUCAUUGUGAUCCGUGGCCCCUGGUGGCAGGAGUUGCUCUCUUAUAUAUCCUUCCUGUUCCCGUUCUCCAUGCCAUUCUUCCCUUCCCCUACAGGCAACUUUCACCUGAUCGAACGUCAUCCGAACGAAAAGCGCGGUAGUCGGCAGCACUACCAGCAGUAUUACAGUGGUGCAGACAGCGAAUCGGGUCUGGUGGAGGAGGAUCUCAGUCCCGGAGGCGACUAUAUACACCUUCUGCUUUUGCCCAAAUCAUUUUCGCCGGAGUUCCGCGAUAAAUGGGAUCAGUACCGCACCGACUUCUGGUGUGCCGAGAACGAGCGCCGAGCUAAGCUGCGUCACCAACUGCGCGAGCGCGAGCGCCAGAUCGCUCAGGCAGAAGGACGGUGGUUCGGGCGAUUUGGGCUGGGAUGGCGCGCUUCCCGACGCCGCCGUCUGGUUGCUGCCACCUUGCACCGAUCAUUGGAGUCGGAAAGCAAGCCCCGGUUUCAUUCACACCAGCACCAGCCGUCGAUCUCGUCCAAGUUGAGCCAGGAACAUCGUGCUUCCUCUGUGCGUCGGGGGACGCGCUCCGAAUCCUCUCACUCCCGUAACUCAUCACGCAGCACCACCCCUGUCGACGUCGAAGAUCGACCACCUUCACGCUCCUCUGCCUCUGGCCGUCCGCGUCGUGGAAGUACAACACCUUCGUUGUCGGGUGGGGACCAGAGCCCCCAGCAGCGCAAACGGAAGGGCUCAAAGUCCUUGCGCCGUGGGCUGUCACCUCUGACGCAGGCACAAGUGCGCGAAGGUGUGCGAACCCCGUCAUUCUCGUCAGAUGACUCCGUGAUGGUGGGGGACAAGGAGAAGGAGAGCAUACCGACCUCUGUACCUGAAUCGAAUACUGCUGCUUAG